This is a messenger RNA of Hibiscus syriacus, 2520 nucleotides long. RefSeq names its product pentatricopeptide repeat-containing protein At5g12100, mitochondrial-like. The record is from RefSeq and is a predicted model, not a curated record. Gene Ontology annotation, molecular function: protein binding. The transcript has a single exon. The coding region runs from base 16 to 2472 and encodes 818 amino acids. Lineage: Eukaryota; Viridiplantae; Streptophyta; Magnoliopsida; Malvales; Malvaceae.
UGCCAAAAAUCAACCAUGGCAAUGCGUGCCACUCGUCUCUGCCACUUCUCCUCCGCUUCCAGGAAGAAACUCCAAACCCCCAAACAUCUCUCGACACUGUCUUCACCUGAAACAACCCAAACCGGAGAAACCCCAACAACCAACACCAACGGCAAAAAUGGAAGCUUUCUCGACCACCAUGAAUGUCACCAACGAAUUCUUUCCUUGUCAGCUUUACUCCAACAGGGCCAAACCGAAGCUGCCCAAGCCCUCACAAAAUCUCUUCUCUCCUCCAAGUCACCACUUGAUCUCUUCAAUCUCUUCUCUGUUACCUCACCUCGCUUGAAACUCGUUUUCUCAAAUGUUCUCUUCUCCUUGUUUGCUCAGUCCAAAAUGCACGCCGAAGCCAUGGAAUUAUACAAGGCUAUAAGGAUGGAAGGUAUGCUACCUUCUAUAACUUCUCUUAACUCGUUGCUUGACUGUUUGGUGUCCUCGAAUCAGUUUAGUAAAACCCUUGGCUUGUUUGAAGAAAUAACAGGGUCUGGCUUUAGACCUAAUAAAUUUAUGUAUGGAAAAGCUAUUCAAGCUGCUCUGAAAUUAGGGGACUUGAAAAGGGCUAAUGGUUUUUUUAAUUGUAUGAAGAACGAAGGGGUGACUCCAAGUUUGUUUAUUUAUAAUGUUUUGAUAAGUGGCUUUUGUAAAGAGAAGAGAAUUAGGGUUGCAGAGAAAGUUUUUGAUGAAAUUUCUGAGAGAAAUAUGGUGCCAAGUUUGGUUACAUAUAAUUCUCUUAUUGAUGGGUAUUGUAAGGUUGGGGAGUUAGAGAAGGCUUUUGGGUUAAAAGAGAGGAUGGUGAAGGAGAAUGUGGAGCCUAACAUUGUUACUUUCCACACAUUGGCGAAUGGCCUUUGUCGUGCCGGUAGAAUCGACCAGGCAAUGAGGGUUUUUAAGGAAAUGGAAGCUCAAGGAUUUGCUGCUGAUGGCUAUACCUUCAGUAUUCUGUUCGAUGGGUUUUUGAAGAGUGGGGAUGUCGAAAGUGCAUCGGCUUUGUAUGAAGAAAUGGGUGUGAAAGGAGUUGGGAUCAAUAGAUAUAUGUUAUGCAAUUGGUUGAAUCAUCUGUGCAAGGAAGGGAAUCUCGGGAAAGCGGAAGAUGUUUUGCAGAACGAGAUGGGGAAAGGGUUUGUGCCGAAUGAGGUAGUGUUUAACACCAUGGUGAAUGGAUAUUGCCGAAUUGGUGAUAUGGAUAGAGCCGUUUCUAUGGUUGAGCGUAUGGAAAAGUUGGGGUUGAGGCCUGAUUGCGUUACGUUCAACACUUUGAUCGACAAGUUCUUUGAAAUGAAAGAGAUGGAGAAUGCCGAAGAAUGGGUAAAGAAGAUGAGGGAAAAGGGUGUUUCGCCCAACGUCCGGACAUACAACAUUCUAAUUAACGGCUAUGGGAAAAUGAAAGUACUUGAUAGGUGUUUUGCAAUUAUAGAAGAAAUGGAAAUGAAUGGGAUUAAGCCAAAUUAUGUAAGUUAUGGUUCCCUCAUAAAUUGUUUAUGCAAGGAUGGUAGGCUUCUUGAAGCCGGAAUAACCUUCAGGGAUAUGAUUAGUCGAGGGGUGUUGCCUAACGCGCUGAUAUAUAACAUGCUCAUUGAUGGGAAUUGUGCAGCCGGGCAAAUGACUGAUGCUUUCAAUUACUUUGAUGAAAUGGUGAAGGGUGGAACAAGACCUACAAUCGUAACAUUCAAUACACUCAUCAAUGGACUAUGCAGAAAAGGAAAGGCAACUGAAGCUGAAGUUUUGCUUCCCGAAAUCACGAGUAACAGGUGUAGCCCCGAUGUCAUCACCUGCAACACCUUAUUAUCAGGGUAUUCUAAUGAAGGCAAUGCCCAUAAAUGUCUGGAACUGUAUGAAAACAUGAAGAGUUUGGGCAUCAAGCCGACUUUGACCACCUAUCAUGCUCUCAUUACUGGAUGCAGUAAGGAAGGAAUUGAGCUUGCAGAGAGACUGUUCCACGAAAUGGAAGAGAUGCAUUUGACUCCUGAUCGACUUGUAUAUAACGCGUUGAUUCACUUGUAUGCAGAGCACGGGGAUGUCGAGAAUGCAUUUUCCUUGCAUCACAAGAUGAUAGACCAGGGAAUUUCUCCUGACAAAAUGACCUACAAUAGCUUGAUUCUGGGGCAGUUUAAACGGGGAAACUUGUUAGAAAUAAAGGAUCUUGUUGGCGAUAUGAGGGGCAAGGGAUUGGUUCCCAAAGGUGAUACAUAUGACCUUGUGAUUAAGGGAUAUUGUGAACAUAAGGAUUUCAUUGGAGCGUACACUUGGUGUCGAGAAAUGUUGGAGAAUCAUUUCCUUCCACUUUUCACCACUUGUAAUGAACUUGUGAUUGGCCUUAGAAAGGAGGGAAGGCUGCAAGAGGCUCAGAUUAUCUGCUCCGAAAUGAAGGCUAAAGGAAUGGAUCAUUGGAGCUCUGGUGAGGACCUAUUAGCUGCUGCUAACAUCGACACCAGAUGACCGCAAAAAGUAAAGUCAUUGAAUUGAAAGAGCACUGAACAAGUAGAA